Molecule: messenger RNA, 1341 nt
Organism: Macroventuria anomochaeta
Lineage: Eukaryota; Fungi; Ascomycota; Dothideomycetes; Pleosporales; Didymellaceae
Product: nucleotide-diphospho-sugar transferase
Exons: 3
Coding region: 1-1341 (446 amino acids)
Biological process (GO): biosynthetic process
Cellular component (GO): cytoplasm
Molecular function (GO): transferase activity
Source: RefSeq, a predicted model, not a curated record
AUGAGCCUGCAAGCCCCUUCCCUCUCGUUGCGGUCUAAGAGCCCGUCGCGCAACAGCGGCUCCACCAAGGCGGUGAUCCUGGUCGGUGGACCGUCCCGCGGCACAAGGUUCAGGCCUCUGUCUAUGGAGCUGCCGAAGCCACUGUUCCCCGUCGCCGGCCACCCCAUCAUCGAGCACUGCUUCCGCGCCGUAGCGGCCGUGCCCGAGAUCAAGGAAGUCUUCAUUGUCGGCUACUAUGAGGAGUCCGUCUUCCAGCCCUUUAUCAACACCGUCUCCACCAGCUGGCCGCAGUUGAGCGUCAAGUACCUGCGCGAAUACCAAGCCCUGGGCACAGCGGGCGGUCUCUACCACUUCCGCGAUGUCAUUCUCAAGGGCAGGCCCGAGAAGCUGUUCGUGCUCAACGCCGACAUCUGCUCGUCGUUCCCUCUGCAGGAAAUGCUGAGGCUGUUCGACGACAAAGACGCCGAGGCGGUCAUGCUGGGCACAAGAGUCGCCAACGAGUCGGCCUCCAACUUCGGAUGCAUCGUCUCUGACGCCCACACCAAGCGCGUCCUGCACUACGUCGAAAAGCCCGAGUCGCACAUCUCCAACCUCAUCAACUGCGGUGUCUACCUCUUCUCCACAGAGUGCAUCUUCCCCGCCAUCCGCUCCGCCAUCAAGCGCCGCACCGAACGCCCGCGCCUGCUCUCCUACCCCUCCUCGGAGAACCUCGAGUCCUCCUUCUACCAGGGCGACGAUGACGACGAGGACAAGGCGAACCUCGUCAUCCGCCUCGAGCAAGACGUCCUUUCCGAUAUCGCCGACUCGCGCCAGUUCUUCGUCCUCGAAACCAAGGACUUCUGGCGCCAGAUCAAAACCGCCGGCUCCGCCGUCCCAGCAAACGCCCUCUACCUCCUCAAGGCCUUCCAGUCCGGCUCCGAAGAACUCGCCGCCCCCUCGGCAAACAUCAUUCCCCCCGUCUACAUCCACCCCAGCGCGCACGUUGAUCCCACUGCGAAACUCGGCCCCAACGUGUCCAUCGGUCCGCGCGUCACCGUCGGUGCCGGCGUGCGCAUCAAGGAGUCCAUCGUCCUCGAGGACAGCGAGAUCAAGCACGAUGCGUGCGUCAUGUACACGAUCAUCGGGUGGCAUAGUAAGAUUGGCGCGUGGGCGCGUGUUGAGGGUACCGCGCUGCCGGUCACCAGCCACUCGACGAGCAUUGUGAAAAACGGCGUGAAGGUGCAGAGUAUUACGAUCCUGGGCAAGGAUUGCGCGGUGGGUGAUGAGGUUAGGGUGCAGAACUGUGUGUGCUUGCCGUAUAAGGAGUUGAAGCGCGAUGUCUCGAAUGAGGUUAUCAUGUAA